AUACUGCCCGAGCCCGGGCGGGGUCUCUGUUCUCUGGCAGAGGAGGUCCCUUGGCAGCGGGAAGCUCCCUCUCUUUCUCUCGCCGCCGCUCCGAGUCUGCGCCCUGGUGCCAGGCGCCCAGCUCGGCGCUCCCCAGUGCUCGCCCGGCGCCCACUCAUUCGCAGCCCAGCCUUCGCCGCCGCCGCCGCCGCCUCCCUGCUCCUCCUCCUUUCCCCAGCCCGCCGCGGCCAUGGCGGACAGCGCCAGCGAGAGCGACACGGACGGAGCAGGGGGCAACAGCAGCAGCUCGGCCGCCAUGCAGUCGUCCUGCUCGUCGACCUCGGGCGGCAGUGGUGGCGGCGGAGGAGGCGGUGGCGGUGGGAAGUCGGGGGGCAUUGUCAUCUCACCGUUCCGCCUGGAGGAGCUCACCAACCGCCUGGCCUCGCUGCAGCAGGAGAAUAAGGUGCUGAAGAUCGAGCUGGAAACCUACAAACUCAAGUGCAAGGCUCUGCAGGAGGAGAACCGAGACCUGCGCAAAGCCAGCGUGACCAUCCAAGCCAGGGCUGAGCAGGAAGAAGAAUUCAUCAGUAACACUUUAUUCAAGAAAAUCCAGGCUUUGCAGAAGGAAAAAGAAACCCUUGCCGUAAAUUAUGAGAAGGAAGAGGAGUUCCUCACUAAUGAGCUCUCCAGAAAGUUGAUGCAGUUGCAGCAUGAGAAAGCUGAACUAGAACAGCAUCUUGAACAGGAGCAGGAAUUUCAGGUCAACAAACUGAUGAAGAAAAUUAAGAAACUGGAGAAUGAUACCAUUUCUAAGCAACUUACAUUAGAACAGUUGAGACGAGAAAAGAUUGACCUUGAAAAUACAUUGGAACAAGAACAAGAAGCACUAGUUAAUCGUCUCUGGAAAAGAAUGGAUAAACUUGAAGCUGAAAAGCGAAUCCUGCAGGAGAAAUUAGACCAGCCCGUCUCUGCUCCACCAUCGCCCAGGGAUAUCUCCAUGGAGAUUGAUUCUCCAGAAAACAUGAUGCGCCACAUCAGAUUUUUAAAGAACGAAGUGGAGCGGCUGAAGAAGCAACUGAGAGCUGCUCAGCUACAGCAUUCAGAGAAAAUGGCACAGUAUCUGGAGGAGGAACGUCACAUGAGGGAAGAGAACUUGAGGCUGCAGAGGAAGCUGCAGAGGGAGAUGGAGAGAAGAGAAGCCCUCUGUCGACAGCUCUCCGAGAGCGAGUCCAGCCUGGAAAUGGAUGACGAAAGGUAUUUUAAUGAGAUGUCUGCACAAGGAUUAAGACCUCGCACUGUGUCCAGCCCAAUCCCUUACACACCUUCUCCAAGUUCAAGCAGGCCUAUAUCACCCGGUCUAUCAUAUGCAAGUCACACGGUUGGUUUCACACCACCAACUUCACUGACCAGAGCCGGAAUGUCUUACUACAAUUCCCCCGGUCUUCAUGUGCAGCACAUGGGAACGUCCCAUGGUAUCACAAGGCCUUCACCCCGGAGAAGCAACAGCCCUGACAAAUUCAAGCGGCCCACGCCGCCUCCGUCUCCCAACACACAGACCCCAGUCCAGCCGCCUCCACCUCCACCCCCGCCACUCAUGCAGCCCGCGGUCCCCUCGGCAGCCACCUCGCAGCCCAGCCCUUCGCAACAUUCGGUGCACCCCUCCUCCCAGCCUUAAUGCAUGUGCUUAGUCUGAAUUUCAAGUUGGGACUCGUCCAAUGGAGCCGUCUACUCAACGCCAAAGGCUUCCUUCCCUGGCAUAUUUGGAUCUGACUUAUUUGCACUGAGGUUAUCUAGGCUUCACUCUUCAUUGUGUUGUAAAUGUUCGUCAGAAACAGCAGCCAGUGUUGUGGGGCUACAACACUAAGCAGACGACUUCUCCAUCAGUGUUUUACUUGAAUCUUCUUCAUGUACGUCCAUUCCCUGGCUGGAACAUUUGCUAUUUGGUAUUUGAUAAUUCAGCAGCAGUGUGCAGUUUUGCUUGGCCCCAGAGCUUCAUUUUCCUGGCUUCUAGGUUUGUAAAAGCAAAAGGGAUAUCGUUCUUAACAUUUUUCCCCCAUGAAUUUGCAGCAGAUUACCAAGCUGUUCUUAUCUGCCUUCUCCCAUUCUAAUGGCGUUUACCAAACACAACAGUAAUUCAGCACUACAGUUCAGACCUUUGAAAAUCUAGCUUUCAGUAUAGAAUGGAAAGUUAGAUGAAUCAGUGCCCAAGACACAUGUUCUGUUUAACAGAGCUGUCUGCAGAUACACUUUCCACAGGUUACCUCUAGUGUACAUCAACAUUCAAGUCUUGUAAAACAGGUGGCGGAAGUAAUGAAUCACAUAGAUGUACCUCUCCACAUACACGAGAUGGAUGAUUUGUGUCUAUCAAGAUGUGAUUCCUUUAUCCUUAGGUUAAUAUGCCUGACCUGGCCCCCUCUGACAUGAGUUGAUAAAUGUUGUCUGACCCAUCAGUGGUUUCCGUGGCUGACUCGAAUGUGCUAUUUGUGCUGCAGAAGGCAGUAUGAUUGUAACAAAAACAACACGACAUUUCCCCUUCCAGUCUUCAUUUGUGUUCUCCUAAAGUCGAGUUCGAGCAAAUAUUUUAAAGGUGCAAAAUGCUAUUAGAAAAUGCUAUUUGAAAUGAACAUUAUAGGGAUCAUCCUGGUGUGACGGCUAGAAAUUACCGUGUUGCUUGGCAGAAAAGAGGCUCUAGAGGAAAGUAGCACAUUAGCAUUGGCGACUGCUGCUUUUGCCCACUAUAAGCAAGUGCAGUGUACAAAGAAGUAUAUUCUGGAUGCGUUAUUUCCAUUCAUUUAGCACAAAUAAAUACUUUGGUUUCACUUUGCAGUGGAACACUGAGUCACUCUUUUCUUAAUACUCGCAACACCUCAGUUUUUGUUUUUCAGCAGUUACUGUUUUGUACUUUGGUAGUAAAGUGAUUUUUACCACCUGUGUUUUGCAUAUUUAUAUAUGCUGUGGAUGAAAAUAACUUACUAGAGAAUGUAUAUUUUAUGAUGAGAAUGUGUAUCUGUUGGAUAUAAUCAGAGAACUGAAAAUUUAUCAGUAAUUUUUAAGAGUCCAUGUUUUGUGACAACCACCUCUAAUAGCUAACUCUUUAUUGAACACACUCCUAAAAAUAAGGAACCGUGACAUUGUAGAUAAUUUAAUAUUGUACAGUAUAGGAACCUCCAUUUUUGCCUUCAAAUGCAUAUUUAAGAGUUAACAGAAUGAGACAAGUCUUGUUGGGUAAUAGUGUUUGACUAGCAUUUUAAGAACUUGAGAGUAAAAGCAACAGUUAGGAUUUUUUCACCUCUUCCUGCUUCCACCCCAAACUGAGAACAUCACUCCUCAAUUAUUUGGAAGAAAUUGUAGGUCUGUGUAAAUUUUAUUUAUAAUGUCUGUGUAAUAUACAUAAUCCUAGUACAGUUCUCAAAUGUGGGGAAAAUGUUUGGCAUUUAGUACGAUCAGACUGUGCCAGGUCAAACCUGGGAUUUUACCAAUAGCUCACUGAUCCUCCUGGUACAUUUCCAUUCCUAGGAAUUCUCAGAGUAGGCAAACAGAUUUUGCCUUUAUGGUACAGUUUUUUUGUUUUUCUUAUAGGAGAAGUAUGGUGUGUGUUUACAUUAGAUUUCAAUGGUAUGGAUAGAAUCUUGCACUCAAAUAAGAAAAGUCCAUGACAUAAUGAUCUUCUUCAGCUCCCUAUCGAUUUAGUUACCUCUCGAAAGCACAAAAAUUAAAACAUUGCCAUAUGGUGAAUAUUACAAAAGCACUCAGUAAGCAAACAGUUCCUGACAAAUGCCUUUUAGAGACAGGUUCUUGACAUUCAGACUUCUGCAGAUACGUACUGCUGGUUCCCCUAUGCUCAUUUCACUUCAAAAUAAAACCCCACUCCUCCAGACAGCACUUUUCAGCAUAAGUGUAGUUGCUUCUCCCUGUAGACGUUUAGAACGGAUAGAACAAACACUACUCUUUUGAAUUUAUGAUGUUGCUUAUCCCUUUAAAGUGUUUGACCACCCCAUGUGAAGCCUCUAACACUUGGGGCAGUACCUGCUAGGACAAUUUCUUAGCCAUUAUUUAGCCACCAGGGACCCAUAAGAUUCACAUCCUGAGCCCUCACCUGUUGGAAGCUGACUUCCCUCACUUGGACAUGUCUCCUGGGGGCUGGAUAUGGUUAUUGCCUUUCUGUUGCCCACUUGCCCAGGUGAACCCUGGACUGCUCCCGGAAGGCCUUUGUAAAAUCAGUAGCCAUCUUGUAGGCAGGUGGGAGCAACAGUGGCUACAGUAGCUUCCUCUUCCUGUCUGACAGACAGAGACCCUUGGCUACCACUGUGCUGCUAUUAGAAUAAGUACUCUGUUGCCAGAUUACCAUGCCUUUUAUAAAAAACCAAAUUAACUUACCUAAUACCUGACACCUCUCCGGGCUCCGAAUUGCUAUCUCUCAUCAAACAUGCUGGCAUUCUAGACAGAAUUCUAGAAAUUUGUCAUGUGUAUGGAAGUGUUUAAGAUUUCAUUUAAUGUACUCCUUCGUUGAUUGAAAGGAAUUUAAAUUCUGAGCUCCUGAGAUACUGACUAGCAACCAUGGAAUGAAUGUGACCAGAAUGUGGCUUUGACACCAAGUGCUGCUGUCCCUCUGUAAUUAAUUGGCUUCUGAUGGAUUCAACCAGAAAUAAUUGAUAAUGUGAAUUUUUGUUAAUUGUUCCAUUGUAGGAAAAUAGGACGUGUAUCACCUCUUGUUAGGUGGACAUGAACUUUUCCUGCACAAAGCCUUGCUUGUAGAGGAUGCCCUAUAAGGCAAGAAAAAAGCAUAGUAACUUGUGCUUUCAGAACUCAGUAUCUGCAUUUUAUCAGUACAGAAAUAUUUCUGUAGCCUGACCUUUUGUCUAGUUCUUGUCUUAUAGGUAACUAACACUGAACGCUUUGUAGUGAUGACUACCAAAGAAAUAUAUAGUACAACAAAACAUCCUUUUAUUUCCAAAUUGUUAAAGAGCCAGCCAUUGAUGCUGCUACAUGACUUCCAUGCUCAAGAGCCAUUGCAAGAGAUUAAGGGGUUUUUAGGUUUUGGGUGGGGUUUUUUUUUUCUUAGCUUUUUUUCCUCUUUAAUUUUUUUUUUUUAUAAAACAUACACACAGCUGUUAGCAUAAAGUUAUAGGGAGCAUUUUCUAGAAUGCUCAGCAGUUGUGAUUAACUGCCAAGGCCAGGUAGCCUCUUUUUGGGCAAUCGAAGGAACCCUGUGUUCAUGAUAGUGUGGGUGCUGUGUGUGUGUGUGUGUGCACGUGUGCGUGUGUGCAUUCAUGCCUUAACUCGGGUUACUGCUCAACUUCACUUCUUGACUUAGUCUGCACUGUCAUCUAGAUUGUAUUCUACAUCUCGGUCUGAACUUCAUCCUGGCAGAAAACAAAGUUGCAGGCACAACAGUUUAAGAAUGCAUUCCUCCAGAAGACUGUUUGGUCAGGUUGACCGUGAGCCUUCUUUGGACUUCAUUUGGAACUUAGCCUGGAAAGCAAAAGUGGACUGUCCAACAAAAGGAUGUCAACAAGGAAAAGAGAGCCAAGUGCUAGCAUGCCUUUUGCCUCUGCAUAUCCGUGCACACUGUAUGUUGUCCAUGAUAGCUUGUCUACAGCUUGACUAGGUUGGAGUUCUGGUAAUAGUGGCAAUUUUGACAUUCUUGGUCAGAGUUUAGAGAGAUGUAAGACUUCCAAUUAAUGUCUUAUUUACUCCUUUAUUGUUGAUUAGUCUUUGAUACAUGUGCUGAAUCAGAAACCUAAAUAAAGAUAAUUUUUUAAAAUGUA
Molecule: messenger RNA, 5747 nt
Organism: Otolemur garnettii (small-eared galago)
Lineage: Eukaryota; Metazoa; Chordata; Mammalia; Primates; Galagidae
Gene: CCDC6
Product: coiled-coil domain containing 6
Exons: 9
Coding region: 230-1654 (474 amino acids)
Source: RefSeq, a predicted model, not a curated record